UUUGUACCCUUGCAUCCUGGAUAGCGCUUGUUGCCGAUGUGGCGGUUGCAAAUGCAAGGGGAGGGCAAGCGCAUUGUGAUGCCAUUGUGCGGCGGGAACAUCGACACGAGUGUGCUGGGCCGCGUGAUCGAGCGCGGGAUGGCGGCGGACGGACGUCUCGUGCGAUUCGUGGCGACGGUGCCGGACCGACCGGGCGGAGUCGCUGGCCUGGCCAACAUGUUGAGCGAAGUCGGCGUGAGCGUCAAGGACAUUUACCACGAGCGCGCGUGGCUGCACUCGAGCGUGUCGAUGGUCCAAGUCAAGUGCGUCGUUGAAACGUCGAGCUACGAGCACGGCAUGGAGCUGAAGGCGCGGCUCGAGCAAGCGGGGUACCCCCUCUUGUGGGGCAACGAAGCUGCUCGCAUGGGCGAGUAACUAGUCAAUUCACGGGCCAAAAGACUUGAUGUUUUUACACUCCCGAGGUGGGUGUCCAGACCAAACUCUUCGCAGCCAGACAGACA
Messenger RNA from Aphanomyces invadans, 500 nucleotides. RefSeq lists its product as hypothetical. The coding region runs from base 37 to 414 and encodes 125 amino acids. NCBI's taxonomy places the organism in Eukaryota, Oomycota, Saprolegniomycetes, Saprolegniales, Verrucalvaceae. The record is from RefSeq and is a predicted model, not a curated record. The transcript is spliced from 2 exons.